Messenger RNA from Prionailurus viverrinus (fishing cat), 1577 nucleotides. It is a transcript of the gene NUDT18, whose product is annotated as nudix hydrolase 18. The transcript is spliced from 3 exons. Gene Ontology annotation, molecular function: 8-oxo-dGDP phosphatase activity; 8-oxo-GDP phosphatase activity; magnesium ion binding. NCBI's taxonomy places the organism in Eukaryota, Metazoa, Chordata, Mammalia, Carnivora, Felidae. The record is from RefSeq and is a predicted model, not a curated record. The coding region runs from base 146 to 1117 and encodes 323 amino acids.
CGGGCGCUUCCGCGUUCUCGAGCGCGCCUGGUCCGAGUCGGCAGGGGGAGGGGGCGAGGGCGACUGACUGGGAUCUCGCCCGCGUCCCACUCCACCCGGCGCGACCCACCUGCGGGGGCCCGUCCGCUGCCUCCCAGGGGACCCGAUGGCCUCGGAGGGUCUGGCCGGGGCGCUGGCGGCGGUGUUGGGGGGCCAGGGGCUGAGUGUGCACAGCUGUGACUCGGAACCGGCCGAGGAGCCGCCGGCGCCGGUGCGGCUGCGGAAGAACGUCUGCUACGUGGUGCUGGCCGUGUUCCUCAACGAGCAGGAUGAGGUGCUACUGAUCCAGGAGGCCAAGAAAGAGUGCCGUGGGUCCUGGUACCUACCCGCGGGGAGAAUGGAGCCUGGGGAGACCAUCGUUGAGGCACUGCAGCGGGAGGUGAAGGAAGAGGCUGGGCUGCACUGUGAGCCUCUGACGUUGCUGUCUGUGGAGGAGCGGGGCCCCUCCUGGAUCCGCUUUGUGUUCCUCGCUCAAGCCACAGGUGGAAUUCUCAAGACUCCCAAGGAGGCAGAUGCAGAGUCCCUGCAGGCUGGCUGGUACCCUCGGACCUCCCUGCCCACUCCGCUGCGAGCCCAGGACAUUCUGCAUCUGGUGGAAUUAGCUGCCCAGUACCGCCAGCAAGCCAGGCACCCUCUUAUUCUGCCCCAGGAGCUUCCCUGCAGUCUGGUCUGCCAGCGGCUUGUGGCCACCUUUACCAGCGUCCAGACAGUGUGGGUGCUGGUGGGCACAGUGGGGAUGCCUCACUUGCCCAUCACUGCCUGUGGCUUCACUCCCAUGGAGCAGAGGGGUGGCAUCAAGAUGGCCAUCCUGCGGCUGCUACAGGAGUGUCUGACCCUUCACCACUUGGCAGUAGAGACCAAGGGGUUGCUUGGACUGCAGCACCUGGGCAAAGACCAUGCAGAUGGCAUCUGCUUGAAUGUGCUGGUGACUGUGGCUUUUCGGAACCCAGGUAUGCAGAGGGAGCCCCCAAAGGUUCGGGGUGAGAACUUUUUUUGGUGGAAGGUGAUGGAGGAAGACCUACAAAGCCAACUCUUACAGAGGCUUCAGGAAUCCUCUGUCGUCCCAGUCAACAGAUAGGAAGGUGCCAUCUCUGUGCAAGGAGCUGGGUGACGGUGCUCCCCCCACUGUGGCUUUGCUUUCCUCUGGGGGAAGCAGGAGGUUGGCAGUCAGGGAUCUGGUGGUGUUGGGAGCAGGCAGGUUGUCUGGUCCCCUGGUUGUCAGGGGAAUUUCCUUCUCCAUGGAGCUUGUCCCUACAUCGCACCGAAAGGACAGUGCCUUUAACCCAACAAGGAUUCCAGAGCUCAAGGACCUAAUUGCCCCAUGGGUACCGAUGAGGGCCCUCCUCCCUAAGGGGAUGGAUGUGAGAACCUUCUGAACGUGAGAUGGCUACUCGUCAUCAUGAACCUACUUGUCAUUUUCCAUGCUUGCCUCAGGAAAGGCCUACAUCUGAUUCUCAGGCGCUGAGAACAUGGACUGGGUGCUGAGGGAGGUCAUUCCAAGGGAGUGGGCCCCUUGCUGAGUAAAUACGUGGUACUUA